Messenger RNA from Triplophysa dalaica, 2374 nucleotides. It is a transcript of the gene cbx1b, whose product is annotated as chromobox homolog 1b (HP1 beta homolog Drosophila). Gene Ontology annotation, molecular function: chromatin binding. The transcript has 6 exons. The record is from RefSeq and is a predicted model, not a curated record. NCBI's taxonomy places the organism in Eukaryota, Metazoa, Chordata, Actinopteri, Cypriniformes, Nemacheilidae. The coding region runs from base 317 to 928 and encodes 203 amino acids. Gene Ontology annotation, cellular component: pericentric heterochromatin; nucleus. Gene Ontology annotation, biological process: negative regulation of transcription by RNA polymerase II; chromatin organization.
UGUUAUUGUAUUCAUCUCUGAUGAAAAAAGAUUGUUAGUUUGUGUGUUAAUACUAUAUGUAUUUCUGUAUAUUUGGAAAGAACUUUAAUAAAAAAGCAAACAGCAAUGUAACAAAUCACACCGGAAGUUACCGUUGUAUCUCGUUUCUAAUACGGAAGUGGGCGUGAACAACUGAGACAUUCAGCAGCAUCAUAGCACGGUCUUACCUUUCGUAAUUAAUCACUGCUACACAUUUUCUUCUGAAUUAAGUACAUGCAGAUCAGCUUUAUUUCAUCUUUUUCUCGGAGACGUGCAACUUUUAAGAGCCCCUGGAAAUAUGAGCCAAACGUCAGAGUCUCCAGCCGAUACUGCUGUGACUGAAGCUCCUGUUCCACAAUCUGAGACCAAACAGUCAACAACCGGGAAGAAACAAAACAAAAAGAAAGUGGACGAGGUGGUGGAGGAAGAAGAGGAGGAGUACGUUGUGGAGAAGGUCCUGGAUCGGCGUGUUGUAAAGGGAAGAGUUGAAUACCUUCUCAAAUGGAAAGGCUUUUCUGAUGAGGACAACACCUGGGAACCAGAGGACAAUCUGGACUGUCCUGACCUUAUAGCAGAAUUCCUACAGUCGCAGAAAACUGCCGAAACUGGAAGCAAGAGGCGGGCCGACACAGAUGGAGAUGGAAAGGAGUCUAAAAAGCGCAAGGAUGAGCCUGAGAAACUCAGAGGUUUUGCACGUGGUUUGGAUCCUGAGAGGAUUAUUGGUGCUACAGACUCCAGUGGAGAGCUCAUGUUCCUCAUGAAAUGGAAAAACUCUGAUGAAGCUGAUCUUGUACCAGCCAAAGAGGCGAAUGUAAAGUGCCCACAAGUUGUCAUUUCCUUUUACGAGGAACGGCUCACCUGGCAUUCGUACCCUACAGAAGAGGAAGAAAAAAAAGAUGAUAAAAACUAAUAUGUAAGGGACAUUGGUUUUCAAUUGUGGCCAUCAAAACGUGUUUUUGACUAUUUUCCUGUUGUAAAAAAACGAAUUGAGUUGAGAACUCAACCAACAGUAUAAACUGUAAUCUACAUAGGUUUCAGCAUAUUUUAGUUUUGGCACCAUUGCCGUAUGUGAAAGCAAAUAGAAAUUGCUUAAUAGGUGACAUGACUCUAUACCUUUAAAUGUAUUCAUGCUUUCUUGCAACAUUUUAUUGACACCAAAACAUUUAAAUCACAUUUAAAUUCAUAGAAUUCAUUUAUUGUAAUUAUUUCAUGUGAAAUUGUGAAGUUACCAAGUCGAAAAUGUUCAACCUGUAUCCUCCCCCUGUGUAGAUUACAGUAUUUUAUCAGUGUUGAUCAUCCUGAAUCUGUUUUGUUUAAUGCUGUAGCGGUAUCAAAAACUUCCUUAUAUAUAUAUAUAUAUAUAUUCCAUAAUCUUAAAUUUUAUGUAUAUAUAUUAACUAAUGUUAAAAUGUUACUGCCUUAACAGAAUAUUAAGAAAAUGACAAUUUUAUAAAUCUGUCAAAGCAGGUGAUCAUUGUAUGCAUGAAUUUAGACAGAUUCAUGAGAAAAUGAUAUAGGCCUUAUUAAAUGUUUGGACCUGGCUUUGAUACAAUUGGUUUUUUAAAGAGAUGCCAACAGCUAUUAUCAUCCAGUGUUUAUUUAUCCAUGAACUAUUAUGUUUUGUCCUGCCAUAGGUGCUAUUUGUGGGCGAUCCCUAAUAUGAUACUCUUUCUCGUCUUGACAUUGUGUUUGUAAAUAUGUUUGCCAUUUUCUAUAAUGUAAGCAUCACUAUGUACAGUCAGUUUAGUUGUUACCUUGAUACUUGUUUUAUUACUGUCAAACAGCAAAGUAGAAUUGUAACAUUCUUUCUUCUAAAAAAAAAAACAUUUAAGUAUGUUUUGAACUUUUACAGUUGUAUGUUUUGUUUAACCAUGCUAUUAUUGCAUAUUAUCAGAACUGCCCUUGAAUUCAUUUAAAAAAUAAAAAGCUUUGUUGUCAAAAUAGUUGAUGUAAAAAUGUGUAUACUUAGUCUAGGCAGUGUAUUCCCGAUCCUUUUCACUUGAUUUUUAAUCCAUAAUGCAGUCCAUGGCACACCAUUGAAACAAUGAGCUCCCAUCAGUGAUACUAAAGAGACAGUUCAACCAAAAAUUAAUAUUCAUCAUUCAGUCAUCAUUUACUCUUAGUCUUGUCAUUUCAAACCUUUUGUGACAUUUUUUCUUCUGCAGAACACAAAAUAUUAUUUAGAAAACAUUUGUACCCACUCACUUCUAUUGCAUGGACGUAAAACAAGUGCACGUCAAUCAGUACUGCAGUUUUUCGGUUACCAACAUUCUUAAAAAUAUAUUUGGUUUUGCAGAAGAAAAAAACAAACAGGUUUAAAAUAACAAGAGUAGAUGAUUCAAUUAAUUUCUUUUUU